This is a messenger RNA of Pseudophryne corroboree (corroboree frog), 8430 nucleotides long. RefSeq names its product valosin containing protein lysine methyltransferase (gene VCPKMT). The transcript is spliced from 6 exons. Gene Ontology annotation, biological process: peptidyl-lysine trimethylation. The record is from RefSeq and is a predicted model, not a curated record. Gene Ontology annotation, cellular component: cytosol; cytoplasm. Gene Ontology annotation, molecular function: protein-lysine N-methyltransferase activity. Bases 83 to 724 code for a protein of 213 amino acids. Lineage: Eukaryota; Metazoa; Chordata; Amphibia; Anura; Myobatrachidae.
CAGCAGUGCGCAUGCGCGGAGGGAGCCCAUAGCGCCUGCCUUGCGCCACGCAUGCGCAGAGCAGAGGGAUCGCCGGGGCGUCAUGGCGGAAGCGGCCGGGAUAUUCAUCAGGUGUGUGGAGCGCCGGGACGGGUCCGUGCUGGAGAUUCGGCAGCUGAGUUCCGGUGAUGUGGGAUGCGUGGUUUGGGACGCCGCCAUCGUCUUAUCCAAGUUCCUGGAGCGCCGGGAGUGUACGGAACCGGGCUCGCUGAGAGGGCGAUCCGCGCUGGAGCUGGGCUCCGGCACCGGCAUUGUGGGCAUCAUGGCCGCCACCCUGGGGGCAGAUGUUACUGUGACUGAUCUAGAAGAACUGCAAGAACUGAUGAAAUCAAACAUUGAUAGUAACUCUCAUCUGAUCACUGGAUCUUGCCAAGCGAAGGUAUUAAAAUGGGGAGAAGUGUCUGAUUCCUUCCCCACACUUGACUACAUACUGAUGGCUGACUGCAUCUACUAUGAGGAGUCCCUGAAACCAUUGCUGAAGACUCUCAAGGACCUCGCCGGGCACGAGACCUGUAUUUUCUGCUGCUAUGAGGAAAGAAUGACUGGUAAAAAUCCAGAGAUUGAAAGGAAGUUUUUUGAGCUUCUAAAAACUGACUUUGAGUAUGAAGAAGUGUCCAUUGAAAAACACGAUGAAGAAUAUAGGAGUGAAGACAUUCAUAUUCUACAAGUUUACAGGAAAAAAUAAACUGUGAUAUAUUGGGGCCGCGUUUUACCAUCUCAUCCUCUUGCAUUACUGGACUGGAUCAGCAGAUAAUGAUGGGAAUAGAGACAGGAAAUGGGUGACCAAACUUGGCUAAAAGUCAUCCUCAGAUCUAAUAGUCGUUUACAUUGCAAGACUUAUCUGGUCCAUCACUGACUUAUUUCAAAAUGUCAUGGGAUAAAAAUCUGCAUGGCCAGCCACUUGUGUGCAUACAUGGCAUGACUGGGUGAGAGCUUAAGGUAUUUCCUGCCUUACCAAUUCUUUCCUGCUGGGUGGCCUUCGCAUUGAUUCUGAUGGCCUGAGCAUCUUUGAUGUUGGAGCCUACAUUUAUGCUGUGUCCUUUUUAUUUUUUAAAAGGAAUGUAUAUCCACAUUUAAAUAGAAGCAAUAGACUAGAGAUGUCCUGUUUCCGAUGUGCAAUUCCAAACCCAAGGCUGGUUUGUGCCUGGUGCUUCCUGUAGGCCGGGGAUAGAAGGUCUCAGGCAUGUGGUGACUGGUGGAAGGAGGUGCAAUGAGACCAGUAGGGGAGACAGAUGAUGUGUUAAGUUGACUUAUUGUGUCAGUGACUAAUAUGAUGUGACAUCACUUACAGAUUGGUCCACACAAGGCUUUGGCAGCCUAUGCAUUUUCCAGUUAAUCCAUGCUAUCUGAGGGAUGGUAUCCAGAUCCUGGCGCUUGGGAUGCUGUCGGUCAGAAUGCCAACGGCGGCAUCUUGGCGUGCAGGAUCCUGACACCUGGAAGGUCAGUAGGCUAACCCUAAUCUAACCUAACCGCCGCCCCCUUCCCCCAGCCUAACUCUAAACACCCACACCCCCUUCCCGGCGGUGCUUUAACCUAACCCCACCUCACCGCAGCCUAGACCUAACACACCCCUGCAGCCUAACCCUAACCCUCCCUUGUGGUGCCUCACCAUAACCCCCCUCCGCACAGCCUAAAGCUAGCCCUCCGCCACCCCCCCCCCCCCCUCCCUUCACAGCAUGAUCCUGGCAUACUUACUUUCGGGAUGCCGGCAGUCGGUAUUCCGGUGCCAGCAUGUUGAUCCAUGUCGGGAUCCCAGUGUCAGCAUUGCGACCAAUGUCGGGAUUACUGCUGCUGGCAUCCCGAACACCAGUAUGCUGACUGGAUCCCCUAUGAGGGCAUGCUGAGAUUUGUAGCUUUUCAACUGCCAGAUUGCCUAAGGCUUACCGUAUGGUUUGAAGACAGCGCAGCAGAACUCGGGUAGAUGCGAAUUCGCCUCAUGUGAAUGCAUUCCUGCUUGUUUAAUGUGCAAUCUUGAGGUAGAAGCUUUAACCCAGUCUGAUGCGUCUCUGUGCUCCCAUCACUUAUUGUGACUGGGUCAUUGGUACUGUAUUAGGGGCACUCCCCUUGCUGCAGACUGUUCCAGAUAGCACCUACACUAAAGAACUGAUGCUUUAUAAGAUAAGUGGUCGCACCAGUAGCUGUAGCGAUACAUCACGUCAAAAUGUUGUCCUCCAAGAUCAGCACCCUGCACCUAGAGUGACCAUUAUAUUUAUUAAUAAAUGUAAAAUAUAAAAAUUCCCAUCUUUUCACACACCCCACCUUGGACAUUGCAGCAGUCCUAAAGGGGAAUAGACAGGACGCUCUUUGUGAAAAUACAGUUCUAAGAAACAGCUGCUGAUGAGAGGGCAGUACUAGAGGAGAGUUCUGCCGCACAUACUCCGCAGCAUCUUCCACCAGCAUAUCUAACCUGAGGAUGAGUAGCCAAUCUACGUACAGCUACAUCACUUUAUUAUCCUGGAUGUCAUGAGUCACUGCCGCUGCACCUGUUCACACUUUCCCCAGCUUACUGAGCCCUUGCCUGAGUACACCUGAGUGGUGUACACUCUAUGUGAGGCCGUUCUCUGAGCCAGGGAUCAGCAGCUUUUACUGGCAGUGCUCCACUUGCCUUAACAUCAGACGACUACUAGGUUGAGCUGGCAUUGUAUCUUCCAUUACUUCUGCGUGGCACCCCGAGUCUCCUGAUUUCACUCCCAGUAGAUGUAUGGUCUGCUUAUUCAAGAGGUGGAAUGAGUGACCGUUAAUUGCAAGUUAAACCUCUAACCUGAUACACCAUGUUCUGUAACUAGUCUUUCCCCAUUGGUGCACUGACCUGUACUGUACGUGAUGUGGGAGUGUCUGAUAUAUCCAGGCCAGCUGACACCUGUAUACCCAACCACUGUAGUAGAUGCGUCUACAACUGCUGCUUUAUGCAAGGACUGAUCGGGGCUGCUUCUUGUUGAGAGCAUGCAUCUCAUUUACUCCUCUUUAUUACAGCUAGCCUCUUUUCAUUUGCUAUAAGCUUGGCACCCUGAAAGACUGACACAAUAUAAAUCCUGACCAUUAGACUCUUAACAGCUGCCCUUACCCUCCUUCAGUAGCAGCAGUCCUCUUUUUUUGGGAAACUAAGUGGAUUUGUGUUGUGGGAUCCAUUAGAUACCAGCUUAUUGUACAAGUUUAUGACUUGGAACUCUAAGCGUCUCCCUUUGGUUCGUUGCUGCUAGAUCCACACCUCCCUAUGGCUUAUUUGUGAUUGGUAAUUCCCUGCCCCCGUUGUCUUUGUACCUGCCUGGUUGGCACUUAUAGAAGAUCAGGAUUGGCUGACACAUGCCUUGUGAUCACUGUGACCUCUCUGUAUCCUGGCUGUACGUUUCUAAUGCUUGUUAUGCAGAUGCCAAGUUUUGCUCUAACUCGUUUUCAAUAAAACACAAGUUAAAAAAAUAUAUAUAUGAAAGUCUCUUUGUGGAAACGGCUACAUAUUGGUUUUGCUGCUCGUGUUAGAAUAGACGAAUGCUUGCUGUAUCUGUAAUCCAGAAAUGUCUGUGUAACUGCCCAGAUCGAGGGUUCAGAGCAGCCCCUUCUGCCUGAUAGUGUACUAGGUACUAAUAUUGGGCAUACUUGGCAAGGGAAGCUUCUUUGCUGAACAAGAACAAAUGGUCUCCGUCUUGGUAGAGUUCUCAUAAAUAGUAGUUCCGCCACAGCAUGGCAGACACCUCCUGUAUAGAAGCCUGGGUGUGCCUAGACCCAAAGGUCUCCUUCAGUGCUUCUGCUAUCUUCCCAACUCCAUAAGUCUGGGGGAGAUGAUUAUUGGUUGGCACUUUCUCCCUCUCCAAGGUAUGAUACAUCUCCUCCUGUGUAGCCAGUCAGUCUGCGCGUGAAUGAGACAAAGGUGUCAUGUACUGGUCUGUGCAUAUCCUGAUUUCAUUAUACAUGGCAAGUGUGUCCCAACAUCUAAGAACAACAAUUGACUUUAACAAAGACCAUCUCUAUAUAGGCUACAAAACAUUAAUGCUCAGCAAGAGCCGUGUCUUCCAUUCACUUAUUUGUAUCUGCUCCUGUUGUCCGUUUAGCCUUCCAUGGCAGCCACCUAUAACAACGUCCAGGUAUAAACAUUACUCCACAUGUCCCUGUACAGGUCACCUAGAUUCUCUUUCAAUGUUGGGAUGAGGAUCAGCACAAGCAUUCAUGAUAAUGAGUCUGUUUGGGUUCUCUCUAAAUUUAAUACAGAAUAAGCGGUCUGGGUAAAAUAACAGUUUUGUAAAACGUGGUUCAUCCAGAUAUAUUAUCGGCGGGAGCAUUAAAAAUAAGUAUACAGAAACAGAGAAUGUUCUACUCUAUCACACAUAACAUAGAAACAGAGACUAUGACGGCAGAUAAGAACCACUUGGCCGAUCUAGUCUGCUCCUUUCUUAUAAACGGUAAUGACUGGCAUUGUCCUGCUGGUGGAGCUGUUUCUCCACUCAUUGAGUAUGUUUCUCAACCGGCUGAUGUCCUCCUACUGUACAUACAUUUUCCUUUUUUAAACUGUUCAUAGAGUUCUGUUAUACCUCCCUAGUAAAUUUGAGGUUGCUUGUUUUGAGCUCAUUAAAGUAGAGAAUUGUUUCAUUCUCUGUAAAGCGCUGUGGAAUAUGUGUGUGCUAUAUAAAUAACUGGUAGUAAUAAUUAUUAGAACUUACAGAAGCCAGCAUUAGCUUGAACAGUGUUCUUUAGUAGCUUUUUCCAUACAGCUUUCAGUGUCUACACUCUGCUGUAGCUGUGAUUGACAGACAGAGGCGUUCGCGGGGCGGGGAUGCCGUGUUGUUGGGCCGUGCUGCAAGAAGUGCAGGGUAAAUAUUGGCUGCUUUAUUUUUACACUGCAAUCAACCUUGAAUUAGGCCCUUAGUUCUGUAUUCCAGUUUGUAAAAUGACAGAAGCAGAUUGGUACUUUUAUCUCUCUCCAAGAUUUGAUGAAUUUCCCCCAAGUGACAUAACCAUUCAUGUCCCUGCAUGCCUGCCAAAAGAACAGCGUGCCCAUAUGGUGCAGUGAUCAUUUGGUUAGAGUGACCGAUUUGGCUGGCAACCAUAUCAUCUGUCAGUAUACAACACACUGGGCUGCUGAUAUUUUCUGUUUUAUUCAUGUGUAAAUAAUACAAUACAGAAGCAAGGUGAUGGUGUUCUAGUAAAGGUCCCUAUAAACUACCCAAUCCCCGCCAAUGCCGGUAUUGGCGGAGGAAGGGACAGCAUUGGCAAGUGCACACACACUUGCCGAUGCGGCCGGGACAGGCAGCGGUGGUUGGGGGGCGGCGGGGGGAAUGGCGCCCAUGCUGCAUCUGCAGGCUGUCGUUAACGAGGCCCUCCCUCGUUUGUACAUGUUCAGACGAGUCCAGGUACUGGUGAUAACAAUUGUGAAUGUGUAUAUAAAAACAGUGGGCAGAAGCACAUAUCAUCAUUAUUAUUAUCCUUUAUUUAUAUGGCGCCACAAGGGAUCCGCAGCGCCCAUUAUAGAGUAUAUAAACAAAUGAGCAAAAUAAGAAAACAGCACUUACAGUUCAAGACAACAUAGGACAUGUACGGAAAAACGGGUUAGGCGCCAUCAAAGGGAGUAUAGAGUAUAAGAUAGUGUAAGUAAGUGGCACAUGAGGGCAGAAGGCCCUGCUCUUGCAGAUCUCAUAUUAGCAUAAGAAAGUAAAUAGCCUCACACGAUAUGUACUGAAUGCCUCCUAUUCUGAUCAGUGACAGCACAUCUUCUUUCUCCAACACUGACUUCUCUGAAAGAGUAUUAAUGGAAUUAGUUGUAUGGGGUAGGUGGAGUUGGUUCAAAGAUGAGACUUUGAGGUAGGUCAUAGUCAGGAUUUGAACCCAUCACCUGUUACAUUGUAGGCAGAGCUAUUUCGUACCUUAGCCACUGCUUUGGCAAGAGCCCCACAGGAAUUUGGUCGUAUGGGAGCCACGGUCACUAUCAGUGUCAGCUCCUACCUUGUGGAGAGAGGGGCACUGCCCGCCUACUAUUCAUUUCCGACUACAGUUGGGUGCAUCCAUUAUGCAUACACGAACAAACUGGGAACAGGAAUGUAGUGAAAAAUCCACAUGCGCACAAAACCUGGCUUCUAAGGAAUACACUGGCUACAGCCCCUAUAAGCCAGGUUGCUCUGGCAUACUCAACACAGAAGUGGCUUCCAAUUGCCCGCAGCAGGCAUUAGCAGUACUAAUAACGAGUCUGAAUGACUAACUAUAGUACGCUGGCAGGACAAUGCGGGCAAUAACAAAGAAGAAGGUGGCCUGGCUGGAGGAGAGGAGGGUGGACAGCAUAGUGUCAGUGAGUGCAUCCAAUCUCUGCUGCAAGUGAUCUGUUGUAAGUGGGGGCUGGUUCCUCCUCUAGGACCAGCCACCCGUGAGCUGCUGUACCCAAGUACUCCCUCCCUUCUGCAGGACCAGGCCAGCCUUCUACCCUGCCACCCUCCUUCCCCUCUACCCUGCCACCCUCUAGUCUGUUCUGCUCUCGCCCAUCCAGAGGACCAGGCUCGCCCCCUCCUUCCACUUUUCCUUGCUGCCCACUAUUCGACUCCCUCCUGUCCAAUGGAUCUUCACUCCAUGCUGCCCUUGUUCAAAUCUUUCUGGUGCUCCAUAGGACAUAGGUGCUGAGACUGAGAGAUCUUCCUCAUGGUAAGCUCAUGUGGAGGGAGGCACUAAGAUGUUCUGAUGUUAUUGUGGGGAAUGUAGUGCAGUGUAGUGAUACAGUAUGGCAAGGCCCCAUGGGGGAAAAAACACACACACAUUAGCCCCAUAGCAAUCAAACACAAACACUGACCUCCAUAUUAAUGCAAACACACUGGCCCGCACGGUAGUGCAAACACACUGGCCCGCACGGUAGUGCAAACACACUGGCCCCCACGGUAGUGCAAACACACUGGCCCCCACGGUAGUGCAAACACACUGGCCCCCACGGUAGUGCAAACACACUGGCCCCCACGGUAGUGCAAACACACUGGGCCUCCCGGUAGUGCAAACACACUGGGCCUCUCGGUAGUGCAAACACACUGGCCCCCACAGUAGUGCAAACACACUGGCCCCCACAGUAGUGCAAACACACUGGCCCCCACAGUAGUGCAAACACACUGGCCCCCACAGUAGUGCAAACCUAUUGGACCCCAAAGUAAUAAAUCAAACUUCCUCCACAAUACUACAAAUACAUUGGCCCCCACAGUAUUAGAACAAAUACAUUGUCCCCCAGUAUAAUUACAGACAACGGCCCUUUACAGAAAAAAAAAAAAAAACACUCUCUCCUACUUGUCACUUGGUGAGAAAGAAGGAUUUCCGUUGUCACUGUCCUUCAGUGAAGGGAGCUUCAGCAGCCUCAAACGUGUGGCAGGAGCCUGCACUAAGGGUGAGAAGGGAGCAGCUCUAAGCUGGUGGGCGCACUAGGAAGGGGCACCGACGUGGCAUGUGUGCAUGACCUAUGCUGUCUAGGUCAUGGCCCGGGCCACGUCUGAGCCGCCUAGCCGAAAUUAUAAGUUAAUUGAUGGCGGCAGAUGCGCACCUGGUCAGUGACUCAGGCGACACACUUAAAAAAUGCUCACUACACACUAGUGUGCCGUGCGGCACAGCGGUUGAAAACUGCAGUAUAGCAUAUAGGGGAUGUAGUGUAGUGUGUAUAAGAGGAUGUAGUCUAGUGGUAAAGUGCAGCGUGUAGGGGGAUGUAGUGUGAUUGUAGUGCAGUGUAUAGGGGGAUAUGUAGUAGUGAUGUGCAGCGUAUUGGGCGGAUGUAGUGCAGUAAAGUACUGCAGCAUAUAUGGGGAUAAAGUUUAGUGAUGUAGUGCAGCAUAUAGGGGUAUAUAGUUUAGUGAUGUAGUGCAGUGUAUAAGGGUAUGUCGAGUAGUGAUGUACAGCAUAUAUGGGAUGUAGUGCAGCGUAUAGGGGAUAUUUAGUGAUGUAGCGUAUAGAGGUAUGUAGUAUAGUGAUGUAGUGCAGCAUAUAUGGUCAUGUAGUGCAAAGUACUGUAUGGGGACACACGGGGGCAUGUAGUGGAACGUGCUGCCAGGGGCUUUGUGACAGAGAAGCUUAGGGCAUUUUGGGCACAUGCUGCUGGUGGCCCAUGUGACAGAUGCUUAGGGUAUUUGGGCCAGACAGGGGGCAUGUAGGGAACAUUCUGCUGUGGAGGAGCCAUGUCAGGGGAGACACUGGGGGCAUUUGGGGCACAUAAGGAGGAAUGUAGGGAAAACACUUGUGGAGAGGGCACAGGCACACGUUGCAACAAGGUACUAAACGCCUCAUUUUUCUUUAGCGUUGGGGGGGCCCCCAAGUCAUAUUCGGGACUCCGUACGCCGGUAUUUCAGCUGGUGUCGGGAUUCCAGCACCUGUAUCCUGACCGCCGGGAUCUCGACAGGCGGUAAAUUGGCUGUCUCCCCCUGGGACUGCCUGUCCAGCUGUGAUUAGCAG